Messenger RNA from Mangifera indica (mango), 1876 nucleotides. Its product is annotated as common plant regulatory factor 1-like. The transcript is spliced from 13 exons. The record is from RefSeq and is a predicted model, not a curated record. Lineage: Eukaryota; Viridiplantae; Streptophyta; Magnoliopsida; Sapindales; Anacardiaceae. Gene Ontology annotation, biological process: regulation of DNA-templated transcription. Bases 344 to 1588 code for a protein of 414 amino acids. Gene Ontology annotation, molecular function: DNA-binding transcription factor activity; sequence-specific DNA binding. Gene Ontology annotation, cellular component: nucleus.
GGAUGUUGCCUUGGCUCUCCGGCCUCUCCUUCUUCUUUCAACACUACCCCCUUCUCUCUUCUCUUUUUCUCUGAAGAACCCGAACUUUUCGGUUGUUUCGUUCGUUCUUUGAAAGGGAAAGUUAGAGAGAGAAAAUGCCGAGUUAGUUCAUUGUUUCCAUUCACAACUGUAAUUUUUAUUUCUGCUUUUCAUUUAUUUUCGUUUCUGUAAAGUCCAAGGCUUAAGCAUUGAAGUUUCUGGAUUUCGGAAGUGAGAAGAGGAGAUUUGGUGUUUAGAAUUAUAAGACGUGAACUUCUUGCAUCUUCUCUGAAUCACCUGAGGGUUUCCGGUUUGUUGCUUGACCAUGGGAAACAAUGAAGAAGGGAAGUCUUCCAAGUCUGAUAAAUCAUCUUCACCUGCACCUCCGGAUCAGAGCAAUAUUCAUGUGUAUUCUGACUGGGCAGCUAUGCAGGCAUAUUAUGGCCCCAGAGUAGCAAUUCCACAAUAUUACAACUCUACCGUGUCAUCUGGACAUGCUCCUCACCCCUAUAUGUGGGGUCCACCACAGCCUAUGAUGUCACCUUAUGGAGCACCAUAUGCUGCAAUUUACUCUCCAGGAGGAGUUUAUGCACAUCCUGCAUUUCCUUUGGCAUCACAUCCACAUGGCCAUGGGGUAACAUCAUCUCCUGCUGCUGUAAUGCCAUUGAGGACAGAAACACCAACAAAAUCAUCAGGAAACUCAGAUCGAGGUUUAAUGAAGAAGCUGAAAGGAUUUGAUGGUCUUGCGAUGUCUAUAGGCAGUGUUAAUGCUGAAAGUGCUGAUGAUGGGGCUGAACAUAGGCUCUCACAGAGUGACACUGAAGGUUCAACUGAUGGGAAUGAGGGGAAUACUUCUGAGGAAGAUCAAGCCGGGAGGAAAAGAAGCCUGGAGGGAACACCUGUCGUUGGUGGAGAUGAAAAAACUGAGACCCAGCCAAAUCCUGUUUCUGGUGGGGAUGUGAAUGCGGCUCCUAGUAUGGUGUUGGGCGCAAGUGUUGCUGCUGCUGGUGUUCCUGUACUCUCUCCUGGCAUGACAACAGCUUUGGAGCUUAGAAACCCAACUAAGAUGAAUGGUAGAUCAAGUCCAACUAGUGUUCCACAACCAUGUGCAGUCUUUCCUGCUGAAGGCUGGUUGCAGAAUGAACGGGAUCUUAAACGAGAGAGGAGAAAACAGUCUAAUCGAGAAUCUGCUAGAAGGUCUAGGUUGAGGAAGCAGGCUGAGACUGAAGAACUGGCACGUAAAGUUGAUUCAUUGCAUGUUGAAAAUACAGCACUCAAAUCUGAAAUAAAUCAAUUAACUGAGAAAUCAGAGAAACUAAGGCUAGAAAAUGCAACAUUAAUGGAUAAACUGAAAAAUGCCUAUCCUCAAGAGAUUAUUUUGAACAUUGACAACAAGAGGGUCACACCCAUUAGUACUGAGAACCUGCUAUCUAGAGUUAACAAUUCAGAUUCUGCCGACAGAAACGUUGGGGAAGAGGGUCACCUGUUUGAGAAAAACUCAAGCUCUGGUGCAAAGCUACAUCAACUCCUGGAUACAAGUCCCAGGGCUGAUGCUGUGGCCGCUGGCUGACAACGGAAUUAGCUAAAUCACUAACAGUCAGCAGAUGCAGAGAUAAAUAGCUGAAUAGGAUUGGUGAGGGUGAGGGAGGUUAAUUAUAAGUUAUUAUUAUUGUUAUUUUUUUCUCCUCAUAGCAAACCUGAUGUGUUUUAGUAGAAUCAGAGUGCUAGUGCUUAUGGCCUUAAGGUUAAGGUAAAGGUAAAGGUAUUGUACAUUUAAGAGAAAAUAGAGAUUGACGAGUUUAGAAACUUAUGAGCUGUAUUUUGGUUUGAUGUGAAGCUAUUAACUACUACUUACUCA